AUGUCGUACAACAUACCUCUUCUUCCCGACCUCCUCGCAACCUCCUCAUUUCUCUAUCUCAUCAACGUCGCUGAGACCGUGUUCGCGCGCCUUAUCCACGCAGGGUUGUUGGGUUCCCUCUGCAUUGGAAUCGCAUUCGCCCCACAGGCAGCCCACAUCCUACCUACCGCCAUUCAAGAUGCCUCCACCACUCUCGGCUACAUCGGGCUGCUCGUGAUCGUAUUCGAAGCCGGUCUCACCACAGACAUGACGCUGCUUCGCAAAAACCUCGCGCUCUCCAGUGCAAUCGCGUUGACAGGAACCGCCAUGCCAAUCUUUCUGUCGAUCGUCCUCUUGCAUUACGGAUUCAAGUAUGGGACACUCGAGUCGUUUGCGUCCGGCGCUGCGCUGAGUUCGACGUCGUUGGGCACGACGAUGGCACUGCUAAAACCAGAAUGGCGGGCGACAGUGGCCGGGACGGCGUUGAUGACAGCAGCACUCUUGGACGAUGUAUGCGGCUUGGUCAUUGCGGCCGUGCUAUCCCAACUCGCUGGUGCCAGCGUCGUCAUCCCUUGGUACAUCAUUGCCCGCCCCAUUCUCGUCUCUCUGGCGUUUGCGAUUGGGACGUUCUUUGCUGCUUUGUCGUUAGGCUGCUUAUUCCGGUGGUAUCCAGUGAAGUUGCGGAACAAAUCUCUGCUUUUCAUAAUGAUCGCAUUGCUCACUGGAUAUGUCGCUGGUUCCCACUAUGCAGGCACCAGUGAGCUCUUUGGCGCGUAUCUGGCGGGUGCAUUACUAGCUUACAUCUUUCCGCGAGACGGUAGUCUCAGUGCAUUCGAAACCCACAUCCGACCUAUUCUCCAUGUUUUUCUGUCGCCCGUGUUCUUCGCUUCCAUCGGCAUGGCAUUGCCCAUUCGAGCGCUGGGAUCGAUAAACGGAUCAAACAGAGUCGUUUGGCGCGGACUCGUGUACUCGAUGCUGAUGGGCUUGGCCAAGUUCUGCUCCGCAUUGUGGAUGUUGGUUUGGCGGACCGACGUCCGAUCUGCGGUCCUUGUAGGCUUUGGAAUGAUAGCUCGUGGUGAAGUGGCCCUCAUUGUCACUCAACUUGCCCUUCCUUUGCUGAGCACUGAAGCAUACGCCGUUGUGACGUGGGCGACUCUGCUCAAUACUGCCGGUGGAGCGAUCCUCGUGGGAUGUUUUCUUCGAAGAGUGGCUGAAAUCGAGUGA
Mycena citricolor is the source of this 1203-nucleotide messenger RNA. Lineage: Eukaryota; Fungi; Basidiomycota; Agaricomycetes; Agaricales; Mycenaceae. The record is from the annotation of a GenBank genome assembly.